Messenger RNA from Metschnikowia bicuspidata var. bicuspidata NRRL YB-4993, 510 nucleotides. RefSeq lists its product as uncharacterized. The record is from RefSeq and is a predicted model, not a curated record. NCBI's taxonomy places the organism in Eukaryota, Fungi, Ascomycota, Pichiomycetes, Serinales, Metschnikowiaceae. Bases 1 to 510 code for a protein of 169 amino acids. Gene Ontology annotation, cellular component: mitochondrion. The transcript has a single exon.
AUGAGUGGAACAGUCGAGAAAAGCAAACUCAGGGACACGCUCCACAAGCUUAACUUCAAGAUUGCAGACGCUUCUCCAGAAUACAUCGCUAGACGUAAGAAGCAAGCGACCUUCUUUCUAGCUGCCGCUGCCAUGACUAUCUUCACCUCGAGGUUUGCCCACCGCACUGCCAUUUCUAGACAAUACAUCCCCUCGCUUUUCCAAGGUAAUCACCAACCGCCUCUCAGUUAUAAUUUUGCCAUGGAUGCCGCCGUGGCUGUUGGAACUGGCACCAUGCUUUGUGGCUCUGUUCUGUCGAUGAUAGCUUUCGGCGCAUGUUGGGUCAUGGAUGUCUCGACACUUCCCGAAUUUGGCUGGCGCAUGAAGUCGCUUUUGGGAGGAUACAAGAGCCAGCAGGAAUUAGAGCAGGUGGCCAUUGACGAGGAAAGUAAGACCAUUGAAGAUGGAAUUAACGAUCUUUUGGAAGGAAAUCUUGACUUGGGAUUUGACAUUGUGGAUGAGUCGGCAUGA